UUACCAAAUACAAAAUUUGUGAAAUGUGAAAAACAACAUGAAAAUUGUCCUGAUCAAUCACGUUUGAUAAAGUAUAUUGCUAAAUGAUAUAAAAAAAUAUAUGAAAUGAUGAAGACCGUUUCAAAGGAAACUUUAAAUGCUUUAAAAAAUAAUCAAUAUUACAUUUGGGACAGAUGUGUAAAUGAUACUAUUAUUAGGGGAGUACCAUAAAAACUGGUAUUAAUUCAGACCAAAAAUCAGUGCACUUUAUAAGCCAACGAUCAAACAUAAACAUGUAUUGCAAUCAGACAAAGACCCAACCACUUUACAAGCCAAACACACAACCCAUAUUUUACAAGCCAAAUUCAAACCCCACAUUGCGAGCCAAAGAUCCAACCCACAUUUAUAAGCCAAACACCCAACCCACAUUACAAACCAAAGACAAAACCCACAUUUUACAAGCCAACUUCAAACCCAUAUUACAAGCCAGAGACCCAACCCAUAUAACAAGCCAAACACCUGACCCUUUUACAAGCCAAAGACCCAACCCAUGUUACAAGCCAAAUACCCUACCCACAAUACAAGCCAAAUACCCAACCCACAUCACAAGCCAAAUACCCAACCCAUGUUACAAGCCAAAGACCCAACCCAUAUUACAAGCCAAAUACCCAACCCAUGUUACAAGCCAAAAGACCCAAUCUAUAUUACAAGCCAAAGACCCUACCCACAAUACAAGCCAAAUACCCAACCCACAUCACAAGCCAAAGACCCAACCCAUAUUACAAGCCAAAUACCCAACCCACAUCACAAGCCAAAUACCCAACCCAAAUUACAAGCCAAAGACCCAACCCAUAUUACAAGCCAAAUACCCAACCCACAUCACAAGCCAAAGACCCAACCCGAAUUACAAGCCAAAGAAUCCACCCAUAUUACAAGCCAACACCCAACCCACAUUAAAAGCCAAACACCUAACCUACAUGACAAGCCAAAUACCCAAACCCCUUUACAAGCCAAAAAUACCUAAUACAAAUUACAAGCCAAAUAUCCAUCCCACCUAACAAGCCAAAACGCCAUCCCAUGUAAUUUAACAAAGCCCAGUGUCUCUUGCACGGUUCAUCCCUCCCUUUCUCACCACUCAGGCGGUCCACAACAGAGGUUCUGUCCCUACUCUUAAUUGGUUAUCUCCUCAUAUCAUCAGUAUUCCUCCCCUUCCAUCAAAUCCCAAACCUCAAGUUCCACGUCCCUUCUAGAUCUACCAGGACUUGGGCAUUCUUGAGAACUCAAAUCAAUAAAGUGUUGUCAUCAGACAGGUUACAAACUCAACCUUAUCUGACAACGCUACCUCAAAAGAUUUACUCUACCACCGGCCCUGACAUUUCCAGAUAGGCAUGGCCCCUUCAGUCCGAUCAGAUCAAGUUAGUUCAGUCCACAUCAAACAAUCAGAGAUCCCCAAGAGGUUUACGGUUCCAAACAUGCGUGUCCCUUCCCUCUCACACUAGCUUGGGAAUCACCAGUCUGACAUAACUGCUCUUUGCAAUACACCAAUAAAUAUAAAAUCGCCCGUUACUAAUUUUGAAUCUCCCAAUGAUCACAAAACAAAAAACAAAAACAAAAAAAACUACAAUUUCAAAUCUCCCAUUAAAUUAAGAAAUUUAUAAGUUUUCGAAUCUCCCUAAUAAAUAUAAACUUAAAUAAUUUGAAAUCUCCCAAUUAUCUCCAUAUAACCACAAAUAAAAUAAUUUAGAAAUCUCCCAAAAAUUUAAAAAUUUAUGAAUUUUGAAAUCUCCCUUUAAUUACAAACUUUAAUAAUUUAAAAAUCUCCCCAGUAAAUAUAAACUUAAAUAAUUUUGAAAUCAUUCUAUAAUUACAGACUUUAU
Mizuhopecten yessoensis (Yesso scallop) is the source of this 1856-nucleotide messenger RNA. RefSeq names its product adhesive plaque matrix protein-like. The transcript is spliced from 2 exons. Bases 273 to 1037 code for a protein of 254 amino acids. NCBI's taxonomy places the organism in Eukaryota, Metazoa, Mollusca, Bivalvia, Pectinida, Pectinidae. The record is from RefSeq and is a predicted model, not a curated record.